Molecule: messenger RNA, 904 nt
Organism: Platichthys flesus (European flounder)
Lineage: Eukaryota; Metazoa; Chordata; Actinopteri; Pleuronectiformes; Pleuronectidae
Gene: urad
Product: ureidoimidazoline (2-oxo-4-hydroxy-4-carboxy-5-) decarboxylase
Exons: 3
Coding region: 190-714 (174 amino acids)
Biological process (GO): allantoin metabolic process
Molecular function (GO): carboxy-lyase activity
Source: RefSeq, a predicted model, not a curated record
GUAUCACAAAAAAAACAUACAAACGAAUCUACCACUGUCCUCUGCCAGGUUUGCAGCCCCCUCCUGUUUGGACAUAAAUCUUCAUCUGAAGGCGUCCAGGGCCUGGUUCUGUGUCCACCAGUGUAUUGACCUCGGUGGAGUUCAAAGAUUGUCUCUGCAACUACUGAGGACCCACACACCCACGUGGACAUGGACAUCGGCACAGUGAACGCUCUGUCUUAUGAGGAUUUUGGGAAUAUUUUUGGUAACGUGGUGGAGAAAUGUCCAAUCAUAGCCGCUGCAGUGUGGUCCGGUCGUCCCUUUGCGAGCUUGUCUGCUUUGGAGGCUGCGUUCAGUGAGUUUGUCGAUGCUCUGCCAGAGUCAGGUAAAGAGGGCAUCCUCAGGUGUCACCCUGACCUCGCGGGCAGGGACCUCCAGAGCGGCACCCUGACUAAAGAGUCGCUUGAGGAGCAGGCAGGAGCCGGCCUGGACGCGCUGGAGUCAGCUGAGGCCUCGAGCAUGGCCCGGCUCAACGAGCAGUACAAAGAGCGGUUCGGGUUCCCGUUCGUCAUCUGCGCCCGGAUGAACGACAAGAAGAACAUUUUACGGCAGCUGUCCGAGCGCUGUCAGCACGAGCGCACGGUGGAGAGGGCGCACGGCAUCGAGGAGGUGAAGAAGAUCUGCAGCCUGCGUCUCCAAGGCCUUGUGCGCCAUGACGCACAAAACAAGCUCUGAACCUGAUUCACUACUACUAACAUUCAUUUCUAUCAAACAUUUACAUGGUGGUGAUACUUGUUUUAUUCCAAAUGUGUGUGAGCUAUUCAUCCAUUGCUCUGUGUACUUUUUUUAGACAAUAAAGGAGGUAGAGCGGGUCAUCCACCAACCAGAGGGUUGGGGGUUGGACCCCGGUCACCCCUAUUCUGCA